Messenger RNA from Patiria miniata (bat star), 3037 nucleotides. RefSeq names its product basic helix-loop-helix transcription factor scleraxis-like. Gene Ontology annotation, molecular function: RNA polymerase II transcription regulatory region sequence-specific DNA binding; protein dimerization activity; DNA-binding transcription factor activity, RNA polymerase II-specific. The transcript has 2 exons. Bases 645 to 1340 code for a protein of 231 amino acids. NCBI's taxonomy places the organism in Eukaryota, Metazoa, Echinodermata, Asteroidea, Valvatida, Asterinidae. Gene Ontology annotation, biological process: regulation of transcription by RNA polymerase II; developmental process. The record is from RefSeq and is a predicted model, not a curated record.
GUCAUUCCCUCCGGUGCCGCUCUGAUCAGACCCGUGAGGUACGGACUGAUUUACUACUAGUGUGCACAAGCGACGGCCGCCGCACGAAAAAAAUCCGAACUACAAACGGAGAUACCGCCGGUAGUUUACGGCAGUCUCUUGCUCUGAUCGACACCGGUUGUUGCCCACUUCGCAGUCUUGGCAAGUGUUCACCGAGGAUGUCGUUUGGGGAGCAGUGCAGAGGCUGAUGACCUACCGUCUACUGUAGCGUAGCGACCCCAUCAAACCUUCGUCGUACGCCCGGUGGCGGUGUUUUCUCUUCGGAUCAGGAUCGAGUGGGAAAUAGUACUCGGCAUAGUCUGGCCUAUUUUGCCGCCAAGUUCAAGCCAAAUAUUGAUGUGACGGAGCUGAACGUGUCGCUCAUGACUGACCGAAUUCUGGCCUAAACUUUUGUUGUCAGAGACUCAGUUUUGGCGUAAUACCUUAUGGUUAAAUUGUCAUUGCAUGCUACGAACGUACAUGUACAUUACAAGCUGUGCAUCCCUCAUUUAUUUUGUGCACAUCACUGUAACCACAUUGGUAUUGACUGGGACUCUUGUUGACUAAUUUGUAAAAAGAAAAUUUGAUAUUUGUGAAGGAAGGAGUUGUUUUUAUCAGCUGCCGAAAUGUCGAAGCGUAAGCUGGAUGUCUCAGAGGUCUUCGCAGCCGCCGAGGCCGAACUAUGCGAGGAGAUGGGCUCGGGUAGCGAGAGCUCCUGCUCCACGGAUCGCUCGGACCAGGACGGAAAGAAGAACAUCAUCAAUAACAACAACAACAACGGGCCGAAGGGCAGACGGCGCAAGCCCAAAGCCAGCAUGGAUAGUCUGCUGGAGGACGAGGAAGGGGACGGGGAGACAGGGAGUGACGGCCACCGGCAGCCGCGGGUGGCGGCUAACGCCAGGGAGCGCCACCGGACGCACAGCGUCAACUCCGCCUUCACCACCCUCCGGGACCUGAUCCCGACCGAGCCCAAGAACCGUAAACUGUCCAAGAUCGAGACCCUCAGGCUGGCCACGAGCUACAUCAGCCACCUGGGCACGCUGCUGCUGGUCGGGGAUGAGGAGGUGGAUCAGCCCUGCAUGCAUCGGGCCAUGGUGGGCAGGCAGACCCACGAGCAAGGGCCGAGGAUCAUCUGCACCUUCUGCCUCAGCCAUAUGAGGUCAUCUUCCUCUGCUGCUGCGAAAGCAACGCCCAUGCGUUCUGGCCAGCGGCACAACAUGAACGACAUGAACGGCAUGGUGCACCACCAUCCCUCCACACACCCCAUGCACCACCAUCAUCACCACCAUCACCACCAGCAGACGGCCGCCAUGAUGAGAUGAAAUGCCCGGAUGUUGCACAUGCGCAGACAGGACUGACUCUCUUUUGAUACGAGGGCGCCAUUUUGUUUAUACUGUACUUCGCACCAAUGUUCGAAAUGAGGAAAAAAAGCGAUGUCCUUGGAGAACCUUUAGAAGGUUCGCAACUACCUUCCCAGUGUCGGACUAUUACUUCGCCAAGUUCUUGAUUGGACUAUUGCGGACACUUUGUCAAAAACAGUACAAAUAUGUAUUUUUUCUCGUUUAUGUAAAAAUAAGAUCCUGUAAAAGAAAAGUUAUAGUUACGCAUGGGGAUUGUUUAUAAGAAACUUAGUAUUUCUUUUUUGUAAGGAUUUUGGUAGAGGAAAAUUCCAGGGGAUUUAAGUGCAAGAAAAGGUUAAACAUUCACGUCGUGUUGCGAGUAUUCAGGGAAGUAGACUCAAUGAACCACAUAGGAAAUCAUGGUUAACGGUAAUAUACAACAUUUGGUUUUGCUGUAAUUUUUAGAAAUUGAUGGAUUUGGUGCUUUGUAUUUUAUAGCAAAAUAUUGAACAUCAGAGUAUGGUGUAGGACUGCCAGCUGUAAAUCCGUAGUACAAUGUAAGUGUACUAGUUUUCAAUCCAACAGUUUGGUAAACUUAAAAAUUCCACCUCCGUUAGGAUUGGUUGUAUUUGAUGCAGCACAAUGAGCACAUAUCUGAUGCAGCACAUCAUUAUCUUGGUGUAAAUUGCAGCCUCCAUAAAUUCGCAAUCCACCACUCACAAUACCCAUGUUGCUUUCGCAAUGACCUUCUCAACCCUGCUCGAUUUUGCCAAGCUAAAUACGUCUUGAGUUGACGUCUCAUAUCUGUACUGAAGUCGAAUGUCCUUGGUCCUGCCCCAGUACUGUUUCCUAUAUCCAGAGGAAAACUCAAGGGAAAGAAUUGUCAACGUACACCGGAUAUCCACAAGGAUUGAUAACACACACAAAAGUGGAUCAUUUUUUGGUAUACACAUAAGCAACGUUUGGAAAGCACAUGAUAAAUAUGGCAUGGUUUCCUGUUGUCCUGUUACAUUGCCAAUUUUGCACUAGAAGAGCCACUGGUGGAACCUUAUCUCUCAUAGAACAGUGAUGACGUGUAUUCCUCCGAUGAUGGAAGAUUGUACACUAAGGACGAGGGGUCACUAGCUGAGGUCACCGGAGUACUUCCGGGGUCAGGCAAAAUAGUGGAUUUUAAUACUCCCGGGAAUAGAUUCUUGUUUUUGAAACGUUUGUUAUAUUGCUUUCAUAAGCAAAAGUGAGAUAUGAUUUUAUUAUAAGCAUUUCGCUGUAGUAAAAAAAACCCAAGUUUUUGAUCCACCGAUGAGUAUUAUGCAGAAUUAUGGCUAUAAUGGUAACAUGAAUUUAACCUGUAGCAUUUUGGUAUGAACUUAUGAUUCCACAAUGACCGUAUAAACUGUGUUGUGCUUGGCAAGUAAUACUAAAUUACACUUCUUGGUGCGUAUGUUUAUCAAGACGACUAUUGGAAAACAGGGUGAAGGACGUUUGGCAGUUCAUUUGUCGGGAUGAAUUGAAACAGUUUUUAUAAUUAAAGUCUUGUAACUAAAUCUGCCCACGGUUUGGUUAAUAUUGACAUUAUACUUUAUAUAGUUCACAAUACUUAAAGGGAAUAUACAACAUUUGCAAACAUCGAAAAAUAAAACUACCAAGUUUUUACGAAAUAUCUUACUAGGAUGUUGGUA